Messenger RNA from Belonocnema kinseyi, 2854 nucleotides. RefSeq names its product zinc finger protein 2 homolog. The coding region runs from base 538 to 2592 and encodes 684 amino acids. Gene Ontology annotation, cellular component: nucleus. Lineage: Eukaryota; Metazoa; Arthropoda; Insecta; Hymenoptera; Cynipidae. Gene Ontology annotation, molecular function: zinc ion binding. The transcript is spliced from 5 exons. The record is from RefSeq and is a predicted model, not a curated record.
AAGAAAUGAUCGCUCGGAAAAAGCAAUGGGAAAAGGUUCUAAAACUGGAGAAGAAGAUUCAAUAUCUUUGUCGCUGCCAUCGUUCAAAUUCAACGUAGAGUCCUGAUGUUACUAUGGUAACCAACAUGGCCACGGAGCUGGUAUGCGUAAUUACGUCGCAAAUGAAACGUUCUUUGGCUAGACCAUGAAUGGAUUGGAUCAUGGUAAUAUUGUCAUCAUUGUCGGGCCGGUCAUUAUCACUAUAGUUGAUAAUGAAUGUUGUUAUGGUGAUCAGGUUAUGGUUGGAUCCAAAGUUGGUGUUCGUUCACUUUCCGAUAUUUUUCCUAUGUAUUUUUAUACUAUAUUCUUUAACAAUGGUUUAAAAUAAGCAUUAUUUGAAUUUUUGUACAAAUCGUGCAAAUAGCCCCGUUUCCAGGUCCCGCUGUUCGUAGCGAAAAAACAUCGAAAUUUCGGUAUAUGUAGCCGAACAUGGUGUUUACGUUACUGCACGUCAAUUGAGGAUUAAAUGUAUCAUUAAUUUGGAUUAUAUUCGCAAAAAUGAAUUCCUGGGAAGUGAGCACAGCUCCGAUGUGUCGAGCUUGUAUGGAAAUUGAUGGCACAUUUGUUCCUAUGGACGACGGUUCCCCUGGCAAGAAAAAUUUACUGUGGAAACUUGUUGAUUUAACGUCGAUUGAGAUUAACAGAAACGAUGGCUUGCCGACCAUGCUCUGCACAAAAUGUGCUUAUCGCACAAAUGCUUUCUAUGAAUUUAAAAUUCAAGUUAAGGAAACCGAAUGGAAACUUAAAAAAAUGUUUGAGGUUACAUCCGAUUCCUUCAAGGAAGAGAUUUUCGAUAAUGACCGCGUGAAUAUCGUAGAUGCAGAAUCGCCGGAAACUCCAGAGGAUUUUAUCAACUACACGGAUCUGAAUGUUUCGAAGGAACAAGCCAUUCAAAUAUUAGAAGUUACAAAUGACAUGCUAGGUCCCACACUGCAGAACAUUUGCCUCGAACCUCAAAGUAUUCAACUCCUAAAAGAUGAGAAAAGCAAUGACAUCACAAAUAUUUUCAACUCCAGCGCUAUACAAUACGCAAUAGCAUAUAUUCCUGACGAAACGAUAAGUUCUGUACUAAAUAGAGACGCAAUUCAAUCGGUUCUUGACAAUCCGGAAAUCAGUUUAGAAACCACUACUAAAUUUAAACACUCAGAGUGUCUUCAAACUAAUGCAGCAAACGAACCAUCAAAUAAUUUGCAGUCUGUAGAAGUUAUCGAAGCCCUGGUAAACUCACAUCUGGAGGGAGAUAACCUGGAAGAUCCAAACGUAGAGAAUGCUAAGUUACAAGCAUCUGAUGGCGAUCCAACUUUCAUCACUGAGAACAAUGGGAACCAAGAAAUGAACGAGAACAGAAGACGUGAAAAUUCAUUUGACAGUGAAGAGUCUGAUUCUGAAUAUUUUAUCGGUCCAAAAGACGAUAUAGUGGGCAGCCUCAACGACACGAUAACGAGGAUCAAGGAAAUAAAAAAGGACAAAGACCAAGUGGAGUAUCAAUGCACCCUUUGUUUGCAAAACUAUAGCGAACUCUCAAGAGUUUUGACUCACAUAGUGGAAAACCAUGUACCCAGUACAGGCCCAUUCUUCUGUAUCGUAUGUGAAAAGGACUGCGAAAGUCGUCGAGAAUUGAGAUCACAUGUCAAGACCCACACUGGACAGUUUCCCUAUACUUGCUUCAUCUGUAAUAAGACUUAUGCGACGAAAAGAUACCUGAAGAGACACAUGGUCUGUCACGCAGAUUUCCCGAGACAUCGUUGUCCGAAAUGUGGUGUUCGUUACAAACUCAAAUCCGAAUUAGAAAUUCAUUUAUCGACUCAUACUCACGGACCAGCAUAUCAAUGCAGUCAGUGUUCGCGAGUGUUUAACCACAAAGGGAACUACAAGCGCCAUCUGAUGUCUCAUUUAGAUCCGCUAAGUCUCCACCUUCCAAAGUAUCCUUGUGACGUGUGCGGAAAACGCUUUCUCAACAACCGAACUCUGGAAACUCAUCGGAGAGUGCACACUGGAGAAAAACCAUACAAGUGUAUUGCAUGCAACAAACAUUUUUCGCAGCAGGGUAAUCUUCUGAAUCACGUGAAAUCUGUCCACUCGAAUCCACGGAGUCAUACGUGCGAAGUUUGCGGAAAGAGUUUCAAUCAGAAAGCGACUCUAAAGGAUCACAGUCUUUUACACACGGGUGAGAAACCUUAUGUGUGUACAGUUUGUGGUAUGGCAUUUACGUUUAGUUCUGCGAUGAGACGCCACAUGUGGACUCAUAAUGGAGGAAAGCCAUUUGGUUGCGAUGUUUGCCUGGCGCGAUUUAUUGGCAAGUAUGAUUUGAAGAGGCAUAUGAGGAUACACUCGCAGAGGCCAAAGUCAAACAAAAGACAAAGUCCGUUCAAGCAGGAUGAUUUGGUUCGUGAAGAACUUGUGAACGAGAUGGUUCUAGAGCAUACGGCCGACAGAGGGACUAUAUUGAUUGAACCUAUGCUACUUGCUGCAGACGAGGCGGAAAUUGGCCGGGAAAAAGAAUCAGAGAGGGAAAAUGUAGACGCCCUUUUCAGCCUUAUUCAAUAUGGUUGAAAUGUUAUUAAUGAGAAUACUGGUCUGAAAUAUUGAAAGUGUUAUCUACCAGUAUUUUUGAACAAAAUAUCUGGUAGGUGGAUUUUACUAAGGAAGGUGUCAUAGUCUGACAGAUAGUGUCCAUUUUUUAAAUGAAUUGUGCAAAUCGUGUCACAAGCAAUUUUUUAUGGGCAUACGGGCGCUUAAAAAACGUGUUGAAGAUGGGAGGCUAUUAGAAAAAUUAAAUUUAUUAAAAAAUUUUAUUAAAGUUAUUUAAAAAAAA